GUGUCAAUUUGAGGGCCCGAGGCGGAGGGUGGCGGUCAAGCGCUGGAGUCCGCGAGUCGGACUGGUGUGCCGCCAGGCGCGGGGCGUGCGGCGAGCAGAGCCGGCAGGAGCGCGCCGGGCAGCUGCCGCCGCCGUCCCGUGCGCAGGCGGCAGGAUGGAGCUGAAUUCCCUGCUGCUGCUGUUGGAGGCGGCCGAGUACCUGGAGCGUAGGGACCGAGAGGCCGAGCACGGCUACGCCUCCGUGCUGCCCUUCGACGGCGACUUCGCCAGGAAGAAAACAAAGACGGCCAGCCUGGUGCGCAAGGCCCCAAACAACAGGUCUUCACACAACGAACUAGAAAAGCACAGACGAGCUAAACUCAGGCUCUACCUGGAACAGCUCAAGCAGCUGGUACCCCUGGGCCCUGACAGCACACGCCACACCACUCUGAGCCUCCUGAAGCGUGCCAAGAUGCACAUCAAGAAACUGGAGGAGCAGGACCGCAGGGCACUAAGCAUCAAGGAGCAGCUGCAGCGGGAGCAUCGCUUCCUCAAGCGACGUCUAGAGCAACUAUCAGUGCAGAGUGUAGAGCGUGUGCGCACAGACAGCACUGGUUCUGCUGUGUCCACGGACGACUCAGAGCAAGAGGUAGAUAUAGAGGGCAUGGAAUUUGGCCCUGGGGAGCUGGACAGUGUUGGCAGCAGCAGUGAUGCCGAUGACCACUACAGCCUACAGAGCAGUGGCUGCAGCGACAGCAGCUAUGGGCACCCUUGCAGGAGGCCUGGCUGCCCUGGCCUUUCGUAGGCUCCAUGCCCUUUGCUUCUUGGCCCACCUGCCUGCCCACCUAGCCAAGUGUCUCAGCCUUCCUGCCUCCCUUAACUGAAGCCAGCCUCGUCAUGAGCCUACUGCUGUGCCAUUCUCGAAGCUCCAGCUGCUGCCUGGUCUGCCCGCCUCUGCCUGCCCACCCUUUGGUCAGGACUCAAACUGCCUGCCCCUUCCCACAGGGCACGAGCCCAAGCAGGGAAGUAGGGUAGGCUCUUACAUCUGGAGCCCAGCAUAGUCGCCCACAAUCUGUUCUCAGAUUCCUAAUCAUUCCAGAAGUAUUAAAUGUCAUUGCUGCAAAUCUCGGCAGGAUCCGUGUAGGGGCCUUAAUGACCACCAUGGGGAGCUUGAACCCCAGCAUCGGAUCCCAGGAGAGAGGAGUGAACUGAGAAGGAAGGAAAGGAAGAAAGAAUGGAAGGCAGGCGGGCGCAACUGUCCAUCCAUUCAUCUGUCCAUCUACCUGUUGGUCCACACAGGCUCCUGAGGUGUGGACAGAGGGAUUUGUGAAGGGCAGGGUUUGGGUGAGCAUUUGGAGUAGGUGGGUGGGAUCCUUUUCCUUGGUGUCAGGAGCCAGGUGGAUGCUCUUGGGGGUCUGGCUGGACCACCUCUUACCAACUUGGGUGGCUUAUGCUCUAUUAGGACCAUCAGAUGUAUACACACAUGCCUAGGCUCACACCCACAAUCACAUACACACAGACACAUGGACAUCAGAGAAUGUAUGUCCUGAGAUAGUUGGCCUGAGGUCACUUGGAAAUGAUGGCCCCCAAGUCUGUGCUUGACUCUCACUCAGGCCCCUGCUCACCUGUGCCAGCCCAAAUGUCUCUGUCUCGUUUGCACGGGAAAUAGAUAGGGCCUUCUUCCUGGCAGGGGACUGGAAUAAGCUGGGCGGCAAGCUGAAACCACUGGGUCCUCCAGACUUUCUCAUCUCCCUUUCUUAAGAAAAGAAAAAAGAAAAAAAAAGUUUGACAGGGAGCUCCCAGAAGGGGCCUCACAAGUCCUGCCCAGGGCAGCCUCAGCUGGCAGAGGCUUUACCCAAAACACAAAACAGAAACAUUUUUAAAAAGAGAAAAAAAGCUCUGAAGACUCGCCAAGGGACAUGAGUGUGUGCCGCCUCUAUUUCCUGUAUGAGAUUUUUGUACUCUAUUUUCCUAGCCAUUAUUGUGUCCUUGUUUGCUGAGGGGUGGGAGCGACCCAGCGUCUCAGGGACCCAUCCUCUGUCAUAUUGUCAUAGUGUGCCUUGUGUCCCCUGUUUCACCCCACCCACUGCCACCAGCAUGUUCCUGUGGCUUAUGGGAUGCACCAGGCCUGCUGGCAGGUGCCCCCCUCACUGCUUUCCCACAGCAGCAGCCUCCUGGGAGGGACAUAUGCAUGCCUGUGUGGCUCCUGUGGCUGAUUUUUGUAUCCUGCAAGGCUAUGACCUGGCCUCCAGUGGUGCCUCCCUGGUAACUGGCAGGGUGGCUGUGCCUGAAAGUUUGUGCCUGCUGGCCUGGGGCCUUUUCUUUGGCCUUGGCAAGGACCUGGAGCGUCAGCCAUGGGCAGCUGACAAACACAGUUCUUCUGGAGGUAGUGCAGACCUGGCCAAGAGGCUUCCGUUGGCCUUUCAGUGCUAGAAAUGCUCUAAGGGACACCACAUAGCAAUAUUUGGGUCGUGGCCAUGUGCUGGCCCACAGCGGUGCCUGCCACCUCCUCUGGUGCAUUCGUAAACAAUUUCUAAACUGUGGGGGAAAAUUCCUUGUUUAUCUUCAGUCAUGCCAGCGAGCAUUCUAGGGUGGGUGGCCUACUGAUAGGCAGAAUGGAGUUCCUGGAAACAGCUCUGGCAUAGAGCCUGCCCCAGGGGUAGUCAAGACGACAGGUGGAGAGCAGGUCUGGGUAGGAAUCCAUGGACUAGAAGGAUAGCCAACAUCUUAGUAAGCUGGUUCCCUGAUGGGUACUCACGAUGACAUGUGGUCAGCAGGCCUGGGUAGGGUCCAUGGACUAGAAGGAUAGCUCACAUCCACAUCUUAGUAAGCUGGUCCUGUCGACAUUUCCAGCCCACUGGGCAUCAGUGUCUACCUAAGCAUGUCUCCUGGGCACUUGUUUUGAGCACGCCCACCCUUAGCACAGAACAGAGCAGAGCUAUGUUUAAAGCUCUUGAUUCAGGGCUCCUGAUGUGCCAUGAAUUCUUAUAUCAUCAACUCCCUUCUCCGUCUCCAGCACCUUAGAGUCUGCUUCCACCCUUGCCAGCAGAGUCCACUCCUGGUGACCAGACUGGCCCCCUUGGCUGAAUUUUAUGGCAGCUCAGCCCUUUGCCUUUUCAGGCUAUGGUUCCUAUGUAGCCUGGGAGUUGGCCUUCUCAGUCAACCAGGGGUGCUAGCCAGCUGCCCCUCCUACUAGCAGACAUGUGAGGGGUGGUCCAUAGGCAUGGGGGCUGGUGCUAAGAGUUAUAUGUCCAUUACUCCUUCUCCUGCUCUCUACCGUUUGCACAGUAUGGCCACUGCUAGUGGUCAUAGGAUUCAGCCAAGGCUAUUGUGUGUCUGCAGAAAGAAAUCUGGACCAAAAUAGCUGCUGCUUAUGUCCUCCACCUGCACCUGACUAUGCGAGCCAUGUGGUACUCUGUAACAGACCUCCAGGCUCAGGCUUGGGUCCCCUUACUGAGAGGUGGUCCAGAUGUACCAGACCAACCAUCCUGUUGCAGGCCCAGCUGGUCUAGCAGGAGAGGAGACAGAGGUUAUGUCUCUUUAUAGGCCCUAGGCCUGCCUCUGCAGUCCUGUCCUGCAGGUGCUUGAGCCUGCCUUCCUAGGCAGAGGGAGUUGUGCACCAAACUGUGGCUGGACAACCCCUACCCUUCUGUGUGCCCAAGCCUUCCCUGCCUCUGUUGGGUCAGUUAGCCUACCACUAACCUCUGUCUGCACAGAGGGUCUUGACCCCAGGCCAGCAAGCAAGUUAGCUCAGGCCUCUAAACUAGGGCACUAGGGCAGGUUCCGUGCCAGAGUAUGUGACUACACAGGGGGCCUGGUGCCAGUGCAGUGGGUGAGUUAUGAGACCUGAGCUGCGAAGUGGAAUGGGACCCCCAUCCCAGCUGUCUAACAGAUGGGGCUGUGCUGUGUCAUUCUGUCAUUGUAAUAUAAAUACAGAUUUUUAUACCUCA
Messenger RNA from Chionomys nivalis (European snow vole), 3929 nucleotides. RefSeq names its product MAX dimerization protein 4 (gene Mxd4). Gene Ontology annotation, molecular function: DNA-binding transcription factor activity, RNA polymerase II-specific; protein dimerization activity; RNA polymerase II cis-regulatory region sequence-specific DNA binding. Gene Ontology annotation, biological process: regulation of transcription by RNA polymerase II. The transcript is spliced from 6 exons. Lineage: Eukaryota; Metazoa; Chordata; Mammalia; Rodentia; Cricetidae. The coding region runs from base 155 to 784 and encodes 209 amino acids. The record is from RefSeq and is a predicted model, not a curated record.